Tetrahymena thermophila SB210 is the source of this 501-nucleotide messenger RNA. RefSeq lists its product as hypothetical. The record is from RefSeq and is a predicted model, not a curated record. Lineage: Eukaryota; Ciliophora; Oligohymenophorea; Hymenostomatida; Tetrahymenidae. The transcript has a single exon.
AUGGGAUGCAAUUCUUCUACCGCUAUCGUUGAUUUCGAGAAUGUUAGCACUCAAGGUCAAGCUAUUGAAUAUGUCAAGUAAAAGCUUGAGAAAUGCGAGGAAAUGCUUAUUAAUGUAUAAAAGGUCAGAAAGACUCUCUACUAAACUGUUUAAAUGGAUUCGUGUUAACAUUUUUUAGGCAAUUUGUACGAAGAUAUAUAUGAUGUCCACAAGGAGAUAUCAAUGAUGUAUCCUGAUGAGACACCUGAAAAGAUAUAAGUUACAAAAACAGUAAAGGAAUACAUAAAGUAGUUAAAGGAAAUGAAAUUAGAUUUUUUCGAUAGCCUUUAAGACUCUAAAUCGAUUGCUAAUUCAGAUAAAAUGCAAAAUAAUUAAGACAUAUUGCUUGAAUUGCACUGGAAGCAAUAAACCCUUUUUAAUUACUUCUUAAACAAUAAAAAACAUAACACAAGUCCUAUGCAAAGAUCUUUAUCAUCUACAUCUACAGCUCUUUCAGCUUGA